GCGCGCGCCCCAAAGAAGCCUAUAUCAUCAAGCAACUAGUAGUACUAAUAACAAAUCACAAACCAAGAAACUUAGAUUCUAUCAUCAGCUGGUUCGUUCGUCGUCGUUGAUCACCAUGGGAGGGAGGAGGGACAGGGCUGAAGGUACCGACGGCCGGGAGAGGGACGGCGCUGCCGGCGAUGGAGGAGGAGGAGGGGCCGCCGGAGCAGGCCGUGAGAGUUCGAAGCCGCCGCCGCCGGCCGAGGGGCGCGUGCCGCUGCACCGGCUCUUUGCGUUCGCGGACCGGAUGGACACCCUGCUCAUGGCCGUGGGCGCCCUCGCCGCGGUGGCCAACGGGAUGGCGCAGCCGCUCAUGACCUUCAUCAUGGGCGAUGUCAUCGACGCCUUCGGCUCCGCCGAGUCCUCCCACGACGUGCUCCACAGGGUCGAAAAGGUGAUCAUGAACUUUGUCUAUCUUGGCAUCGCAGCAGGGCUUGCUUCAACACUUCAGGUAUCUUGUUGGACAAUAAGUGGAGAAAGACAAGCAGCACGAAUCAGAGCCUUGUACCUCAAGGCGAUUCUGAGACAGGAUAUUGCAUUCUUUGACAUGGAGAUGACCACCGGGCAAGUGGUUGAAAGGAUGGCAGGAGAUACAUUCCUCAUUCAAGAUGCCAUUGGAGAAAAGGUUGGAAAGUCCAUACAACUCCUUUCUACUUUUAUUGGUGGCUUCAUUAUUGCAUUUGUGAGAGGAUGGCUCUUAGCCCUUGUUAUGCUCUCAAGCAUUCCUCCAGUUGCCAUUGCUUUUGCGACUGUAUCAAAGCUUAGGACAAGACUCUCCUCCCGCAUGCAAGCAAAAUAUGCUGAUGCUGGAACUGUUGUUGAACAAACACUUGGAGCCGUUAGAAUGGUUGUUUCAUUCAAUGGCGAGAAGCAGUCUAUAACAACAUAUAACAAGUUCAUAAGAAAAGCAUAUGAAUCUGCUCUACAAGAAGGUGCUGUACAAGGACUUGGAUUGGGUUCAAUAAUGACAGUCUUAUUUUGCAGUUAUGGAUUGGCAGUUUGGUAUGGAUCUAGAUUGAUAGUUGAGCGAGGAUACAAUGGUGGCAUGAUUAUUUCUGUCAUAAUGGCUGUCAUGAUGGGUGCAAUGUCCUUGGGUCAGGCAACACCAUCAGUGACAGCUUUUGCAGAAGGUCAAGGAGCAGCAUAUAGAAUGUUCAAGACAAUUGAACGGAAACCAGAUAUCGAUAUAUAUGACACCACAGGUAUUAUAUUGGAGGACAUCAAGGGUGAUGUUGAACUGAAGGAUGUGUACUUCAGCUAUCCUACCAGGUCUGAACAUUUGGUAUUUGAUGGAUUCUCAUUGCAAGUACCAAGUGGAACAACUAUGGCCCUAGUUGGAGAGAGCGGCAGUGGGAAGUCGACUGUGAUCAGUUUGGUGGAGAGGUUCUAUGAUCCAAAGGCUGGAGAAGUUCUGAUUGAUGGUGUUGACAUCAGAAGAAUGAAGCUUGGAUGGAUAAGAGGAAAAAUUAGUCUCGUUAGCCAAGAACCAGUGUUGUUCUCAACUACAAUCAGGGAAAACAUUGCUUAUGGGAUGGAAAAUCUAACACCUGACGAGAUCAUGAGAGCAAUCAAGCUUGCAAAUGCUGCUAAAUUUGUUGAUAAGUUGCCAGAUGGUCUUGACACAAUGGUUGGGGAACAUGGAACUCAACUGUCUGGAGGGCAAAAACAAAGAAUAGCAAUUGCUAGAGCAAUCGUAAAGAACCCUAGGAUAUUGUUGCUUGAUGAAGCAACCAGCGCAUUGGAUAUGGAAUCUGAGAGGGUAGUUCAAGAGGCAUUGAAUAGGGUAAUGUUAGAAAGGACUACAAUUAUUGUUGCUCAUCGCCUAAGCACAGUGAAGAAUGCUGAUGUGAUAUCCGUCCUGCAACAUGGGAAGAUGGUGGAACAAGGUUCACAUGUAGAACUGAUGAAGAUACCUGAAGGUGCUUACUCUCAGCUGAUACAUCUACAAGAGACUCGGCAAGAAGCAGAAUCUUCAAGUGUUAACCCAGAUUUGUUAGUAACAAAUGGUUUUGGUUCCAGAUAUAUUAAUAACAAACCAAGAAGCCAAAGUAUCUCCAGGAGAUCAACUAGUAAAGGCUCCUCUUUUAGGAAUAGUGGUAGUAACUCUUUCCGUGCUCCGCUUGGCCUACCUGAUCCAAUGGAAUUCAGUGAAGCUCCUGAUGUACAGGAGACCACAGACAAAAUUACUAGUGCUCCAAGGAAAGCUCCAAUUGGUAGACUCUUCUAUCUGAACAAACCAGAAGCUUUUGUACUUGGACUUGGUUCUAUAAUUGCUGCGAUGCAUGGAGUCAUUUUUCCAAUAUAUGGGAUAUUGAUUUCAACUGCGAUAAAGGUGUUUUAUGAGCCACCAGCAGAACUACUGAAGGAAUCCAGGUUCUUGGCAAGUAUGUUUGUUGUCCUAGGCGUUUGUGUGUUUGUUCUGAUUCCAAUAGAAUACUUCCUGUUUGGAUUAGCUGGUGGGAAGCUUGUGGAGCGCGUACGGUCACUGACAUUCCAGAGUGUAAUGCGCCAAGAGAUCAACUGGUUUGAUAAACCUGAACACUCGAGUGGAUCAAUUGGUGCAAGGCUAUCAACUGAUGCUCUGAAUGUUAAGCAACUUGUUGGGGACAAUUUAGCACUGAAUGUCCAGACUCUGUCAACUGUCAUAUCCGGCUUCACAAUAGCAAUGGUGGCAAACUGGAAGUUGGCACUGAUUAUCACUGUGGUGGUUCCUUUUGUGGGUUUCCAAGCCUAUGCUCAAAUGAAGUUCCUUGGUGGUCUCAAUAGAAAUGCAAAGUUGAAGUAUGAAGAAGCAAGUCAAGUAGCAACUGAUGCAGUUGGCGGCAUCAGAACUGUGGCAUCGUUUUCUGCCGAGAAGAAGGUGAUGGAUGCCUAUGAGAAGAAAUGUGAAUCUCCAACAAAGAAAGGAAUAAGAGAAGGUGUUAUUGGUGGCUUGGGGUUCGGAUUCUCAUUCCUCACCUUCUACUUUACAUAUGCUCUGUGCUUCUAUGUUGGUGCCAAGUUUGUUCAGCAAGGAACGGCCACAUUUCCUGAAGUGUUUAGGGUCUUCUUCGUAUUAGUUUUAGGAGCAAGUGCAAUCUCACGAGCAAGUGCUUUUGGUGUGGACAGCACCAAGGCUAAUGAUGCGGCAGCAUCUGUCUUUGAAAUUCUUGACCGUAAGUCCAAGAUCGAUUACAGCAGCGAAGAGGGUGUGAUCAUCACAAGUGUGAGGGGUGACAUUGAUUUCCAGAAUGUGUUCUUCAAGUAUCCGUUACGACCAAAUGUUCAAAUCUUCAAGGAUCUAUCAAUGAGGAUUCCUUCUGGAAAGUCUGUCGCACUAGUUGGGGAGAGUGGGAGUGGGAAGUCCACAGUGAUCGCGCUACUCGAAAGGUUCUAUGAUCCGGACUCCGGUAAGAUCCUCUUCGACGAUGUGGAACUUCAAGCCUUCAAAGUUGGCUGGCUUCGGCAGCAAGUGGGGCUAGUUGCCCAAGAGCCAGUACUGUUCAACGACACCAUCCGCGCCAACAUAGCUUAUGGGAAGCAAGGGGAAGCAUCUGAAGAUGAAAUCGUUGCUGCUGCUGAAGCUGCCAACGCACAUCAGUUCAUCUCCGCGUUGCCUGACGGGUACAACACCAUCGCUGGCGAAAGAGGGAUCCAAUUGUCAGGUGGGCAGAAGCAGCGUAUUGCCAUUGCGAGGGCCAUCAUAAAGGACCCCAAGGUGCUGCUGCUGGAUGAGGCAACAAGCGCGCUAGAUUCGGAGUCGGAGCGAGUGGUGCAGGAGGCGCUGGACCAGGUGAUGGUCGGUAGGACGACCGUGGUGGUAGCACACCGUUUAGCGACGAUCAGAGGUGCAGAUAUCAUUGCUGUACUGAAGAACGGGGCCGUAGCCGAGAAAGGCAGGCAUGAAGAGUUGAUGCGGAUAAAGGACGGAACCUACGCUUCGCUUGUUGAGCUUAGCUCUAGUUCUGCAUGACCUGAUGAGAGCUUGGGCAUUAUUCAAAACUUAGAUGAUGCUCACAUGGAUUGGAUAGGGAUAAUAUGUAAAUGGUUGCUACUCAAGGUUCUACUUUAAGUUAACUCUUAUUCUGGUGA
Messenger RNA from Setaria italica (foxtail millet), 4110 nucleotides. Its product is annotated as ABC transporter B family member 3. The record is from RefSeq and is a predicted model, not a curated record. Gene Ontology annotation, cellular component: membrane. Gene Ontology annotation, molecular function: ABC-type transporter activity; ATP binding; ATP hydrolysis activity. Gene Ontology annotation, biological process: transmembrane transport. Lineage: Eukaryota; Viridiplantae; Streptophyta; Magnoliopsida; Poales; Poaceae. The transcript has 12 exons. Bases 116 to 3991 code for a protein of 1291 amino acids.